Molecule: messenger RNA, 2663 nt
Organism: Dendronephthya gigantea
Lineage: Eukaryota; Metazoa; Cnidaria; Anthozoa; Malacalcyonacea; Nephtheidae
Product: nuclear factor NF-kappa-B p105 subunit-like
Exons: 12
Coding region: 250-1689 (479 amino acids)
Biological process (GO): inflammatory response; cellular response to stress; response to cytokine
Cellular component (GO): cytoplasm
Molecular function (GO): DNA-binding transcription factor activity, RNA polymerase II-specific; RNA polymerase II cis-regulatory region sequence-specific DNA binding
Source: RefSeq, a predicted model, not a curated record
UUCGAACUUUACUAACUUUUACUAAAUGAAACGUGUGGGAAAGCCCCACUAGAUUUUGGAAAGUCCCUUCUUAUGCUCCUACCAAAAUAUACAGAGCUUUCGAAACGAAUACAUCAUCUAUAUCUGUACUUAAAAUGUAACCGAUUUGGUCUCACUUUUUCGUCGCUUUCGCGAAGUGCCGUAGUGGAGAAAUAAAAGACAAAUCGACUAACAAUUUGGCGGACAUAAAUUGCUUAUUCAGGCUCAAACAUGGCCGAAGGGUCAGAUAUCACGUUGCCAAACAUAAAUACAACAGAUUUGUUGAGUAUGUUUGGUGGCGAAUCCUUGACUGAUAUAUUUCCUGGGAGUAUGGGUGACAGUAUUGGAGCUGAAUUAGAAAUAUUAGAGCAACCAAAACAGCGAGGAUUCCGAUUCAGGUAUUCGUGCGAAGGACCAUCUCAUGGUGGUCUUCCUGGAGAACGUUCAGCUAAAGGAAGAAAAUCCUUCCCUUCUGUGCAGAUCAUUAAUUAUUCUGGUAAAGCGAGAAUUGAGGUGACGCUUGUGACAGUUUCAGACCCGCCGCAACCCCAUGCACACAGUUUGGUUGGUAAAAAUGUCCGAGACGGUGCAUGCAUUGUUGAAGUUGGGCCAGAUUGUGGCAUGACAGCCAGCUUUCCAAAUUUGGGAGUUCAGCAUGUCACGAAAAAGAAUGUUCUCCCUAUUUUAAAAGAGCGAUACCUGAAGAAACAUCGCCUGGAAAAAUCUUUCAAUUCAGGCGUAAGCAGCGGUGAUCAAGUGAUGCACGUGGAUUUCCACGAUCCCGCCAGCAGCGGUGCGAUCGCUGAAGCCAUCACAAAUGAAGAAAUGAAAAGUAUCGAGGUCAUCGCCAAACAAGAAGCAGAUAAAAUGAACCUCAGCACGGUCCGGCUUUGUUUUCAAACAUAUUUACCCGACCAGGAUGGCCGGUUUGUCAUUUGUCUCAAACCAGUAUAUUCGCAUCCUAUCUACGACUCAAAGGCUGCGGCAGCAUCCGAAUUGAAGAUUUGUCGCAUCGAUCGACAAUCCGGCUUUGUGCAAGGCGGCGAAGAGAUCUUUUUGCUAUGUGAUAAAGUACAAAAAGAGGAUAUCGAAGUGCGGUUCUUUGAAAAUCAAGAGGAAGACCGCCCUGAACCAUGGGAGGCAUUUGGGAAGUUCUCCACCUCCGAUGUCCAUCGUCAGUUUGCCAUCGUCUUGAAAACGCCAGAAUACUGGAAUACGGCGAUUGAAAAACCGGUCAAAGUGCUUCUUGAACUAAGACGAAAGAGCGACAAGGAAACGAGCGCCCCGGUGGAAUUUACUUAUAAACCUCAAGAGUUUGAUCCCGAACAGAUCGGGGCAAAAAGGCGCAAGAAAAUCCCACGAGGUUUCAGCGAAUUUGAGACAACCAGCUCGAGUGGUAUGCAGGGCAGUGAUCCCGGGGCUGGACCCUCGACGGCCGAAGGUAGUGCCUCUGGUUUUCCUAUGUACAACCCUGCUUUGUUCAAUCCAAACUUCCUCAGUUCGUUUCUCAGUAGUGGCACUGGUUUUCCCGCUGUGCCGAUGCCCUCACUCUUCGCCGGAUAUCCUAGUUUUUCAGGGGGCCUAUCUGGCAUGGGCGGUGGGGCUGACGGUAGUCAACAACAGCCCCUUCAACCAUCCGAUCAAGAUCCAUCGACCAGCAAUAUAUCAUGAUAGUUUACUCUGUUGUAUUAUAUAAGUCGUGAUGCCUGCGGGCAAUACCGGCAAAUGAUCCGCGCGUGACAAAAACCCGGUGGAGGGAAGAAUCCCCUGGAUUUGUCCGAAAUAAGAGAGGCCCCACGUUUCACUUUCUGGUGAAACAUUGGAAAUUAAGCAUUCGUAUUGCUUUCAGGAAGUCGAGAUUUAAAUGUGCGGUGACUUUAUACCUAUAAGGCCGUGACUUUACCUAAUAUGCAACACACAAUCAAUCUCUCAAGGUUGGGUCUGGAAAUUGUCUAAAAUCUGUGGUCAACUUUUAAUCGAUUUAGGGCAAUGUUGUUUUGCCACAGCACUCAUCCAAUAGCAUCUUUUAAUAUCUAACUUGCGGGAAAACUUUUAAAAGAUUUGUCUCAACGAUCGACGGUCAAAAUUUCUCCAUGCACAUCAAAUUUUAGCUACUUACGGCCCGAUUUCCAGACUAGAUGUUUAUCGACUCUGCUAGAACGCAUGCAUUAUCCACUGACGUUGUCAUUUCUUUCUAUUUAUUGUUCUUUUCACAAAUCUAGCAAUUUCUCAGCGAAUUAACGAAAGACCUAGUUUGAUUGCGAUCAAAAUUGCCCCGUGAGCAAUGGCCUUUCUCAAGAAGUCUUUCAGUGUUAAUAAACAAAUGAUAUCAGUGUGGUUUCUUUGAUGUUGUAAAUGUGGGGUGCAUUAUACUCUUUUAUGCUGGAGUUUUGUCAACGCGGUCCGUUUGCCUCAAAUCAGAACUAAAUUCUUUAUAAAAGGCACCUGAAACUAAGAAUGGUUGACAUUUUGAAGGAACUAGAAUGUUGGACUCGUCUAAAAUACUGUAACGCUUCUGUUCAAAUACCUAAUAAUUUCUGCAUUAUGAUGUUUAUAAGCGCCUUAUAUCUAAUAGAUAACUGAUUCUAUGAGAUGCCUCCACGAUAUAUGGUAUAAUAUAUAAUUACAUGCAUCUAUGUAAUGUA